GGUUCCACCGCUAAUAUGGCGUUGCCCAUUCCAUGUCUCAAAUUGAGGUACCCUCCUCUCAGCCUGCGAACAACCAAUUUCUUGGAACAACGACCAUUUUUCCGUCUUCACCGGCACUCCUCCGCGCGACGUCUCCGAUCUCUUCUUCCUAUUACGAAUGUUAUUCCGACGGCAUUUGAUUUCCAGGGUGGCAAAGGAAUGAGUGGGUUCUUUGAUGUUGAGCUUAAAGUCCGUGAUUAUGAACUGGAUCAGUAUGGUGUUGUAAACAAUGCGGUCUAUGCGAGUUACUGCCAACACGGUCGUCAUGAACUCUUUGAAACAAUUGGCAUCAGCCCAGAUGCAAUUGCUCGCACCGGCAAUGCAUUAGCACUGUCAGAGUUAUCCCUUAAAUUCCUUGCACCUUUAAGAAGUGGUGACCGGUUUGUCGUGAAGGUGAGGGUCUCUGGCUCAUCAGCUGCUCGCUUAUUCUUUGAGCACCUUAUCUUCAAGCUACCCAAUGAGGAGCCCAUUUUGGAAGCAAAGGGCACAGGAGUUUGGCUUGACAAAAAUUAUCGGCCUUCCCGUAUUCCAUCAGAGAUAAAAUCAAAGUUUGUUCAGUUCCUUCGCAAUGAGGAAUCAAACUGAUUUCACCAUAGUAGCAUGAAGCAGAAGGGUCUUUUUGUUCAAAGUGCU
Molecule: messenger RNA, 672 nt
Organism: Telopea speciosissima
Lineage: Eukaryota; Viridiplantae; Streptophyta; Magnoliopsida; Proteales; Proteaceae
Product: acyl-acyl carrier protein thioesterase TE3, chloroplastic-like
Exons: 5
Coding region: 16-624 (202 amino acids)
Cellular component (GO): chloroplast
Molecular function (GO): fatty acyl-[ACP] hydrolase activity
Source: RefSeq, a predicted model, not a curated record